Messenger RNA from Coregonus clupeaformis (lake whitefish), 1297 nucleotides. RefSeq names its product zinc finger, HIT-type containing 1 (gene znhit1). The record is from RefSeq and is a predicted model, not a curated record. The transcript is spliced from 5 exons. The coding region runs from base 8 to 472 and encodes 154 amino acids. Gene Ontology annotation, biological process: chromatin remodeling. Gene Ontology annotation, molecular function: nucleosome binding. Lineage: Eukaryota; Metazoa; Chordata; Actinopteri; Salmoniformes; Salmonidae. Gene Ontology annotation, cellular component: Swr1 complex.
UGCAGCGAUGGUGGAAAAGAAAAUAGCAGUGCGCUCCCAGGACCCAGGCCAGCGGCGUGUUUUGGACUGCGCUACGCGCCAGCGACGCUUAACCAGACAACUAGAGGCACUUGAAAAGGACAAUUUCCAGGAUGAUCCUCAUGCCAGCCUACCCCAGCUGGCCAAGAGGCUCCCUCAGUUUGAUGACAGCAAUGAGUCUGGCAAGAAGAGGAAGAAGACAAGAGGAGAUCAUUUCAAAUUGAGAUUUCGGAAGAACUUCCAGGCUGUACUGGAGGAAGAGGAACUAAGUGGGAAUGAGGGACCUAACUACCUGACUGCCUGUGCCGAGCCCUCCAAACUGCCGCAGCGCCACUUCUGUGCCGUGUGUGGCUUCCCGUCUCCCUACACCUGCAUUUCCUGUGGGGCACGCUACUGCUGUGUCCGCUGCCUGGGCACACAUCAUGAGACCAGGUGUCUGAAGUGGACAGUGUGAUGCUCUCUGCUGGUACGUGUGAAUGGCUGCCUCAUUCUAUUGCUUGAUCCUAUGUCCUCCUGUCAUCAACUGAAGGACAGGUUUCUUUUUUGUGCAGCAUCAGAGUAUCUGAAUGAGCUGUAUGACUCCCGUCCAGUCAGUCUGAAUGAGAUAUAUGACUCCCGUUCAGUCAGUCUGAAUGAGCUAUAUGACUCCCGUCCAGUCUGUCUGAAUGAGCUGUAUGACUCCCGUCCAGUCCGUCUGAAUGAGAUAUAUGACUCCCGUUCAGUCAGUCUGAAUGAGCUAUAUGACUCCCGUCCAGUCUGUCUGAAUGAGCUGUAUGACUCCCGUCCAGUCCGUCUGAAUGAGAUAUAUGACUCUCGUCCAGUCCAUCUGAAUUAGCUAUAUGACUCCCGUCCAGUCAGUCUGAAUGAGCUGUAUGACUCCCUUCCAUAGCACCAGACAGUGGCUGAAUGGGUCCAGUGCUGUUGCUGUCGCAACAGGCAUGUGGUGAUCCGAUGGGAGCCCCUGCAUGAGAUAGAGAGAACUCAGAAAGUGAAUGGUGUUCGCUCCAUAGUGUGUGUCUGCGCUUCAGCCUAGGCCUGAAUUUGGCAAUCAUAUACUGAACAAAAAUCUAAAUGCAACAAUUACAACGAUUUUACUGAGUUAAAGUUAAUAUAAGGAAAUCAGUCAAUUGAAAUCAAUUAAUUAGGCCCUAAUCUAUGGAUUUCACAUGACUGUGCAGGGCACAGCCAUGGCUGGGCCUGGGAGGACAUAGGCCCACCCACUUGGGAGCCAGGCCCAGCCAAUCAGAAUGUGUUUUUCCCCACAAAAGGGAAUUAUUAC